UCUCCUACUCCCCCUCUUCCCCUCUCUCUCCUCCUCUCUCAUUCUUCUCUCUCUGGUUUUUCUGCUUCCAAACAAACACCUUCUCCCAGGCUGAAGUUGGGCUGGUCUCCCUAGGAGCAGCAGCCACAACAAUCCCGCAGUUCAAAGUUAAGAAGCAAUUACACAACUUCCAGCAACUCUCUCAGCCGGUUGCUAAUGAGCUGAAAGCCAGGAACAUCUGAGGAGGUGAAAAGGAAGAGUCCAGCCCUCCGCCUUUCACCGGUGGGACCCAGACACCCCUCCUCAGGCCCAGAUCACUCUUCCAUAAGGACUGUGUUUUCUUUGCUGGCCUUACCGGACAGACUAUGGCUCCCUUUGGAAGAAACAUAUUGAAGACGCGACAUAAGAACAGAUCUCCAACUAAGGACAUGGAUUCCGAAGAGAAGGAAAUUGUGGUUUGGGUUUGCCAGGAGGAAAAGAUUGUCUGUGGAUUAACUAAACGCACCACCUCCACCGACGUCAUCCAGGCUUUGCUGGAGGAGCAUGAAGCUACCUUGGGAGAGAAGCGGUUUCUGCUGGGCAAGGCCAGCGACUACUGCAUCGUGGAGAAGUGGAGGGGCUCCGAGCGGGCCCUUCCUCCCCUGACGAGGAUCCUCAAGUUGUGGAAGGCUUGGGGAGAUGAGCAAGCCAAUAUGCAGUUUGUUUUGGUAAAAGCUGACGCUUUUCUCCCUGUUCCACUGUGGAGGACGGCUGAAACGAAACUUGUGCAAAACAGUGAGAAGCCAUGGGAGCUCAGCCCGGCCAAUUACAUGAAAACUUUACCCCCGGAUAAACAAAAACGCAUCGUCAGGAAAACGUUUCGGAAACUGGCGAAAAUCAAGCAGGACACGGUUUCUCACGAUCGAGAUCACAUGGAGACGUUAGUUCAUCUAAUUAUUUCUCAGGAUCACACCAUUCACCAGCAAGUACAAAGAAUGAAAGAGUUAGAUAUGGAAAUUGAAAAAUGUGAAGCUAAGAUCCACCUGGACCGGGUAGGGCAUGAUGGGGACAAUUACGUUCAGGAGGCGUAUUUAAUGCCCAGGUUCAGCGAAAACGAGCCAAAGCUAGAUUUUCCACCUGAGGACAGCCAGGCUCCGAUGGACCUGAACGACAGCGAGGGGAUGGCACAGCUUGAAGAACGGUUGCAAUACUACAGGGUGCUCAUCGAAAAGCUCUCCGCGGAAAUUGAGAGAGAGGUGAGGAGCUCGGGCAUCGACGGAAGUGAAGAUGCAGAGGGGGCAGCGGCCUGGGAACUCGAAAACUCUGAUUUGGAGAACGCGAAGUGCGAUUUGGAGAGGAGCCUGAAAGCUGGCCUGAAAAUCCACUCUCACCUGAGUGGCAUCCAGAAAGAGAUUAAAUACAGUGACUCACUGCUUCAGAUGAAAGCAAGGGAGUACGAACUCCUAGCCAAGGAGUUCAGUUCGCUUCACCUUAGCAACAAAGAUGGAUGCCAGCUAAAAGAAAGUAGAGGAAAGGAAUCCGACGCUCCCAGCAGCGGUGAGGAGAUCCCUCCAUUAACUCCAGGGGUGUUGAACACCUACACAAAUGACACAGAUUCGGAUACUGGCAUCAGCUCCAACCACAGCCAGGACUCUGAAACGACUCUGGGCGAUGUACUGCUAUUGUCAACAUAACUCAGAUGCCUUCUUUCUGACAAUUAAUCAUGUUUUUUGUGUGAUUGAACUAGAAACUCUGUUCCAUAUAUGACUCUGUGAAACUGUAAACCGUGCUAAAAAUAUCUAGUAGUUAAUAAAUAAAAAGCUAGUGAACAUCGUUGUUCGUUUACAUAUAGUGCUUCCAGUUUGACUUAAUUACAGGUUCAAGCAAUGAACUGUGAUUUAGGGAUGCAGGAGAUCUAGUCCGUGGUUACGUAACACAGAGACAAUGUAAUGGGAAUUGAUUGACCGUUCCCCCGCAUGAUACAGGAAGGACAUGAAUUUGAAAACAGUUCUCAACUUUGUUCAUCAAACUAUCCAUGCUGCGAGCGGACAACACUGAAUCAUUAGAAUGUUUAAAGUCUAUAAAAUACAGGUCGGCUCCUAUGUUGCAUGUGUCCUAGAUGGAUUAAUUCAAAUCUUGCUUUUUUAAUUGUCAGGUGGUAAAAUGUAUUUGGUGUGUGUGUGUGUGUGUGUGUGUGUGCACGUGCGCGCGUGCAUGAGUGUGUGUGUGUGUGUAUGUGUGUCGCUUCCUGGCUGCUGUCUAAGUCUAAGGGACAGGAAGCUGUUGGGACAUGCAUAAUUCCUGACAGUGAACCAGUUUGGGCACAGAAGUGGCAAAGUCAAGUGCUACAGACACUCAGCUUUCUUCCCCCUAAGCACAUCUAACAUGAUCUCACAAACUAUACAUAAGUUCUUCCUAUCUACCCAUUAGAUCGUCUAUCAAACAAUGCUGUAGGUUCAUUAUUUUGGAAGUUAGAGUGUAGGUUACUGAAGAACUCAGUCAUAAUUGUAUUUAUGCACUCCCAACUGCGUACAUUGAAGUGGAAUUUACUGUCCUUUGUGUAUAUAGCAGUGUUUUUUUUUCUCUGCGAACAGAGUAGAAUUGAAUGUUUAUUCUAGUAUCCUGUAAGCCAGCUGUCAGGAUUUCCAGGGUGGUUAAAAGAGCUCAGAACUUUUAAGCUGUCCUAAGCACACUAAGGGGAAUUCAAGAGAUUGAAUGGAUUAUCUGGAUUCUGUCUUCACUCUCAAUUAGAAUGUUUCGCUUGAUUUUAAAACAGACAUUUACCCCCCUCCUAGCUUAUUUUUUCUUCAUACCUCUCUUUUCCUUUUCCCUUCUUCAAAGCCAAGGCAGAAUGUCAUCAGAGCCAAAAUAAUUAAUUCAUUAUCUUGACGUGAACUGAAUACCAAUGUACCUUAGUUUUCUUGAGUUGGCCAAUUUCACACAGGUCAGGCUAUAUAAAGUAGACAUGUUAGUUGAUGUAUUUAUAGUAUGUGCGCAUUAGGUAUUAUUCCUAUAACAUUUCUCUUUUAUACAAAUUGAUGCAACCUUUAACUGUUUUCUCUUUUAAAGUUUGAAAGUUUUAAAGAUUUUAUCAGUUUUAUUGUGGAUUCAAAGUCUUUAGUUGGCUCUUUCCAAAUGUCGUGCCUUCCCCCACCCCCAUCCCAUGCUUUACUUGCUUCCUGUAUCUUUGGGAAGAUGCUUGAAUUUCCAUAGAGUUUUACAUCUGGGAAGCACCUAUGCUACCAUUUCUUUAAAAAAUAUAUAAUUUCAGGUCAUACAAUAAGAAUUUCUAUUCUAUGGAAAUACUGGAAUAAGUAAUAAGUAAUCACAUUCACAUAAAUGAUAUUUUUAAAGAAAGAAUGGAGUAGCCAUUUGUGAAAGGGAAGUUCACCUGGUUAACAGUCCAUUAGGUCAAUAAAACAUACACUAAAGUAUAGAACAUAUUUAUUGUUACCAAUAGAGAUCAAAUUCAGAAGACUUUCAUAAAUGAUAAGUCAUUUGGCUCCUUGUCUCCCUGAAAUGAAAGCUUUCUCUUUGGAGUUUGUAUUCAGGAAGAAUAUAAAUGUUGCACAUCAUAGUAUGCAGCUGGAUAGCAGUACCUAAAUUCAAAAACAGUCAUGCUAAGAAUUGUCACAGGAUUUCACUGCAGGGGAGUUUCAAGACAGGUUUUCUCUGUCAUUUUGGAGCCUAUCCUGGUCGUCGCUCUGUAGAUCAGGCUGACAUCAAAUGAGCUCACAGAGAUCCACCUGUCUCUUUGCAUUUUACUUUUAAGAAUGUCUAAAACAUUUUGUAGAAUGCCGAUUUCUUAGACUCCUUGUAGCGUUUAGACUUUUCUUUCAUUAUUAAAAUAUAUUUCUAUACUUGAUUGUUACACUAAGUCACACAGUAAUUAGUUUCCACUGUGAAAUUCUAAUAGAGUUCAAUAUAGCCCUAUUUAUGCAGAUGGAAAUCAUAAAUGAUCUCAUGGAUCCUAUGCUAUUUAUUGUUCAAUUGAUGGUUAAGCUUAUAAAUACAGGACUUGAAAGUUUAAUGCUUUAAUUAUCUUGAGAAACUUAGUGAAUUACAAACCCUUAAGUAGCCUAGCAGAUUAAUCACAAAUUAGCCUUACGCGGCUAGAAGAGGCAAGCCACAGCUGACGAUACUUAUUUUUCCCAGGACUAGGUUCUCAGAGCGCACCCUCUGCAUGCCUUUCUCUGGUGGCCUCUUCCACUCUACUCAGAAAUGCUGCUGACUUACUUUUCUUUCCUUUUUGUCUUUUUCGUUUUUUCCUUUUUCUUUUGUUUGUUUUCUUUUGAUUUUCAAGACAGUGUUUCUCUGUGUAGCCCUGGCUGUUCUGGGACUCCCACUGUAGAACUCAACCUCCCAAGUGCUGUGUGCCACCACACCCAGUAAAUACCUACAUUCAAUGUACUUUAAGUCUUCUUUUCUUUUGAACAAUUGUGUUCCAUUUUGGCAGUUCUAAUCUAUUAUGUAUUUCUUUUCGGCUUCUCUCAUAUAUUAGGUUGUAUAUAUUUACAUAACCAUUUAACUCCAGUCACCCAGCAAAGUUUUUAUCUUGUUCUUUUAUUAUUUGCCUUUCUAACUUAAUUAGUUAUUUCCAACUUCUUAGGUUCUUGUUCCAUUAAUGAAGUGAAUUGCUACUUCUAAAGGGUUUUAACAUGUUUUCUGACUUUUUUACAUUAUAUUUACUUGUGCAAUUUGUAUAUACACAUGCAUGUAAGCAGGUUUAACAAUAUUAACUGGCAUUCUACCUAUAAAUUUAGGGAGUAAAUAUUAAAUAUUUACAUGGCAUCAUUUUUGAUUAACAUAAAAAGUAUACAUUAUUGGGGGCACUAUGUGGUAUUUCAGUACAUAUAUGCAUUGCAUAAAGUUUAAGUCAGAAAAACAUUCAAUUAUUUUAUUAAGAGUUUCUGACUUAAAACAACUCAUAUGCCUUUUAAUUUAAUGGCAAUGUUAUAACAUCUAUGUAGGUGAAAUUUUAUGUCCCACCACCAACUCUCAAAUAAAUACACUAAAGCUUGUAUUACUUGCAAAUGCUCAAACAAUAGCUCAGGCUUAUUGCUAACUAGCUUGUACAAGUUAAAUUAAUCCAUGCACAUCUAAUUGUUGUGCAUAUAUAAAAAGAAAUUUUCAUAGCAUUGAGUUUGAAGUGGUAGAUACUCCAGAACUCUUAAAUACUAAAUUAAAUCUCUGCAUCAUUUUUGUUCUUAAUUGCAAAUUAUGAUGCUGUAUUAUUAUAUAAAAACCUUUCUAACCCAUUAAAUUUUUAUUUUUGUAUUUAUUUAAACCACCAUUGUAUAUGACAAAAUAUAUUUCUGUGGCUGCAUUUUAUAAAUUUUUAGAGUAGAGUUAUUGUAAUAUUUAAAACAUAUUUUUCUAGUGAUAAAGGAAUACAGUUUCAACCUGAUAUAGCUUUUGAAAUAACAUUGGACUGCUUCUUUUCAUAUUGCCUUACUGGUUUGGUGAACUUCAUGUGAUAAAUAUAAAGUUUCAUUUCUUCAAGUUAUAACUAAUUCAGAAAAAUAAAAGAUUAUUGUAUCCUGUCUGUAGUGUUCUCUUUAUUUCAAUAGCUAUGUUUCAAACAAAUUGCAUGCCAUGCAGAAUUAUAUAAUUGCUAAGAUAAAUUUGAGCACAUUCAUUUUGGGGGGGUUGGUUAGUAUUUCUUGGCAAAACAAAUGUGUAGAAUAUAAUAUCAAAGUAAACUUUUUAAUAGGUUUGUACGUUCUUGUUCCAAUUUGUUAUGGAAGUAUGCCCCAACUUGUGUGCUGAUUUUAUGCAUGGCUUCAUUCUUUUUAAAGCGGAGUUAUCUCAUUGAAGAUUGUUCAAGACCUUGUUGGUUCUUUCUACUAGAAUUUAUUUUGUCAUUGUCCUCUUCAAAAUAAGCAUUCUAGAUGGACUAUUUUAAAUAACUGAUCACUAAAGUCAUAAGGUCUACUACCUCAUUUUAUAACCAUGACCAAAAACUUCAUUAAGAGAUUUCAAAUAACAUCCAGCAAAGCACAUAGGAAUAAGUUUGCACUACCUUCUUUUCUACAUGUCACAAUGGUUACAGGAGAGGGGUAAUAUUUUCUCAAUCAAGCUGAAAACUGGAAAUUUUAGUGCUAUUAUCAAUAUAUGUCUGAAAAUCACUGACUAUCUUUGCAUUUCAAAUAAGCAAUUUACAUGUUGUUUUUUGAGUCAGACAUAGAAGAAGCUAUUAUAUGAGGAUAAGGAGAUGCUACACUUCAUACACUUGUGUAAUAUAAUUGGAUAUUUACUUUUUGGUAAAGUGGAUACAUUGUAUAAAGUUCAAUUUUUUUUUUGGAAAAUGAACACUAAGAAAUCUUAUUUCUAUUACUGUGUGCCUGCUGCCCACAUGAAUUCAUUUUGACAUUGAGGAUGUAAACCAUAAUUUAUGAAUUUUUCUAGAAAUAAAAUAUGAAUAAAUAGGUGUGUAUUUAGUUACAUGUCCUGACAUAUGUAGCAUAACAUAUCCAGAACAAUUAAGUGAUCUGUUACUUUGCCUUCAUACAUACACUCUUCUCACUCAGAGAUGUUACCAUCCUGGAAAGGGUCCCAUAUUGUUCAUAUGGAGAUCUUUCCUUCUGCCUCACUAUAUUAGAGUGUGCUGAUAGCACAUCAAUUCCGUGAUCAGUCACAUGGUUUCCUGAUGAGCAUUGGGAUGGCCUCCAAUUAUUUACUCUGUUAUUAUAAUAGCCUUCCAAAAAUUUCUGUGAGGCAAGCUGUAGAAAUAUUGGCUCAAAUGGUGGCAAAUGUGUUUUUAAUUUUGAGAAUAUCUAUAAUUCACAUGUGUGGAAAUUAAUAUCUUAUGAACUGAAUUGAAAAUGUGUUCAGCAUAGGCGAUAUUAGUUUUCUAUUUGUAUGUUUAAAAUGGCAAAAUAAUAAACAGAUUAAGCCAUGUAAUUGAUCUUAUGGGUUAAUAUUUAAUGAUGUGCUUUCUGGUCAUUCUUUAAAGGGGUGCGAAUGGGAUGCUUUUCUAUUAUUGUAUUAACACUCCUUAUAGAAGUAAGAGUUUAUUGGAGCAUAUAGAUCCAGAGGGAUACGAGUCAAUUAUGGCAGGGAAUGGUGGCAACAUGAGGGAGACAUGGCAACAGAAAGAGUUGCGAGCUCCAUUUGCAUAACACAAACAGGAAGAAGAGAUAGCAAACUGAAACUGAACUGGCACUGGGCUUUGUAAACCCCAAAGUCCACUCGCAGUGAUGCACUUCCUCCAACCAUGCCUCUUAAACCAUUCACCUGGCACCACCAACAUCUGACCCUCAUGGGACACAUUCCCAAUCAAACCUCUAAAGAUUCUAAUGCCAUAUUAUAUAGUAAAUAAUUUUAUAAAUUAUUAUUUUUAUCAUUUUUAUAUACACAUUUAUGUUUCAGUUUUAAACUUUGGAGCAAUCUAGCAUUGCAGGAUUUUUAGUUCUUGAAAAUACCAAGACAACUGAUUUUUAUUUAGAUGAUUAAAAAUUAUUCCAUAACAUUUGGCACGAACUUUAUCCCAGUCUUAUAGAGUGGCAUCUAUUAUUGAUUGUGUGUGAACCAAAUUAUGGUUUAUAUGUUAGCUGUAUUGCUGGCUUUUCUAUAUCAUUUUCUUGCUAUGACUGAAACGUGUGUUUAUAUUAUGAUACUAUAUUAUCUCUUCACACCUUUAGGAUGCUUUUAAUAUUUGGUAUAUUAAAAUGACAUAUAUACCCACUAUAUUUUACAAGACAUUUCUUUGAUCUUUUUUUAUUUU
Molecule: messenger RNA, 7684 nt
Organism: Alexandromys fortis (reed vole)
Lineage: Eukaryota; Metazoa; Chordata; Mammalia; Rodentia; Cricetidae
Gene: Rassf9
Product: Ras association domain family member 9
Exons: 2
Coding region: 345-1652 (435 amino acids)
Biological process (GO): intracellular transport; signal transduction
Cellular component (GO): trans-Golgi network transport vesicle membrane; cytosol; recycling endosome
Source: RefSeq, a predicted model, not a curated record